Messenger RNA from Mesoplodon densirostris (Blainville's beaked whale), 999 nucleotides. RefSeq names its product aminoacylase 3 (gene ACY3). Gene Ontology annotation, molecular function: aminoacylase activity; hydrolase activity, acting on ester bonds. NCBI's taxonomy places the organism in Eukaryota, Metazoa, Chordata, Mammalia, Artiodactyla, Ziphiidae. The record is from RefSeq and is a predicted model, not a curated record.
AUGUGCUGGCUGCUGGUGCCCUGAGAGGCCCUGCACCACGUGGCAGUGACCAGGGCCACUCACGGCAAUGAGACAGCUAGCACCUAUCUGGCCUGGCACUGGCUGCGGGUCCCAGGGGAGGUGCAGAGACUCAGCCUCUCCACCAUGCCUGUGCUGCUGGCCAACCCGGUGGCCUCAGCCGCCUGCUGCCGCUACGUGGGCCAUGACCUCAGUCAUGCCUUCACCGGGUCCUUCCUAAAUGCCAGGGCCAACGCGGAUGACCCACACGAGGUGUCAAGGGCCAGAGACCUGAACCAGCUGCUGGGGCCCAAGACCUCGGGCCGGCCUUCUACUUAUCCCAGACCUCCACAACACCACGGCCUCACAUGGAAGGAGGGCAGAGGGAGGCGAGAGCUCCCUCCAGGCUCUCCCCGCUCACCGCACUCCCACCUCAUCUUCCACUCCCGACCCUGGAGCUGCGCCCCGGCCCCAAGGGUGCUGCGGGCCAACCUUUUCACCAGGAUGAGGGUCCUGGUGGCCGCAGCUGUAGACUUCAUCGAGCUGUUCAAGAGACCCCCGGGGGACGGGCUCAUAGACCCAGCCUCCUGCACAGGCAUGGAGAUGGAAGCAUAUGGAACCGUGAGCAGCGUGGCCUUCCCGCGCACCGAGGCCGGGGACCUGGCCGGCACCGUGCAUCCUCAGCUGCGGGACAGAGACUUCGAGCCACUGCGGCCUGGCGCACCCAUCUUCCAUUUCAGCGGCGAGGACGUGCUGUAUGAGGGUGAGUCCCCCAUGGACCCUGUGUUCAUCAACGAGCUUGCCUACUAUGAGGAGGGCAUUGCCUUCCUCCAGACUGAGAGGCUCACGUUCUCUGUGCCUGCCCUGCCCACACUGGCCUCCCCCCGCCAGGGCAUCACUCUCUGGCCCCUCUACACGCCCGCCGCCUGGCUCAUCCAUCUCCCCGCGGGCACAGCUGCCACGCUGACUUCUGCUAUGGAGCAGCGAGAUGAGAAGGUGUGA